AUCACCGGGAUUUGAAGCAUUAUCCAGAUAAUUACUUAUCCAAACAAGAACCUCAAUUGCAUCACCCAGCCAAUCAACCACCCAAAAAUCGAAAUGGCAAGCACAACCUCCAAAGCCCGUCUACAGAACGACUUCGGCGCAGACCUCUGGGUUAAGGAUCGGCCUAAGCAUCACUCAACAGCAGGCCGAGGCCUCUUCGCCGGUCUGCAGGACACGAAACGCUACAAUGUUGAAUCGGGCUGGGCCAAGCGGAGUACUGCUGAUGCGCAGCCGGGGUUGUUUGGGUUGUUGUGGAGUCGGUUUACGGGGGGUUCGUACCGGCCGCCGACGGAGUAG
Molecule: messenger RNA, 336 nt
Organism: Aspergillus homomorphus CBS 101889
Lineage: Eukaryota; Fungi; Ascomycota; Eurotiomycetes; Eurotiales; Aspergillaceae
Exons: 3
Coding region: 94-336 (80 amino acids)
Source: RefSeq, a predicted model, not a curated record